This is a messenger RNA of Vidua chalybeata, 5556 nucleotides long. RefSeq names its product interleukin 23 receptor (gene IL23R). NCBI's taxonomy places the organism in Eukaryota, Metazoa, Chordata, Aves, Passeriformes, Viduidae. Gene Ontology annotation, biological process: cytokine-mediated signaling pathway. The record is from RefSeq and is a predicted model, not a curated record. Gene Ontology annotation, cellular component: membrane; external side of plasma membrane. The transcript has 17 exons. Bases 642 to 2999 code for a protein of 785 amino acids. Gene Ontology annotation, molecular function: protein binding; cytokine receptor activity.
GGCGGGGUGGAGCGCGCCGGAGCAUCCCUGGAGCAUCCCUUGGAUGUCCCAGCGCUGGGAAUGCGCUGCCUGUGACAUCCCUCGCCGGGACCCUGCUGCGCCCCCAAGGAGAUCGUAACAACCCCCCGGGGAUGGGCUCAGCUCCACCAGGGUGAGCCCAAAUCCUGCCAGAACUUUGAGGCGCCCCUUCCCCCGAGGCUGCUGCUCGACGGGAUGCUGGGAUUUCCCAUGGACUGACUCAGACUGGGAGGGAAACUCGGGUGCUCUAUGUAGGUCAGCCCCUCGCUGCUGCUGCUGCUGCAGCUCCGGCCACGGCGGCUGCAGGAGGCUCCCAUGGAGGUGCCACACGUCCUGAGCACUGCCGAGGUCAGGUAAUAGAGAGGCACUCGAAGUUUGACUCACCCGUGAUGAAUACUUGAUCAGCCCUAAAAGCAAACCAGGUCACCUCACCCCGCACGAGAAGCACCGAAGCACUCGCUGCUGCUGCUGCUGCUGCUGCUGGUGGCCUGGUUUGGGUUGAAAAUCAGCAUUUUGAAGCUUUUACUGAGGACUCUGCCCCCCCUCCAGGGAAAACUGCCAUUCCUGCCAGCAGGAUUUGCUCCGUGGCUUUUUAGCCCUCAGACUAUGCCGCAGUCCAGCCCAUGGCGGGGCCCGGCCAGGCUUUGGUGCUGCCCGUCCUGCUCUGCUGCCUGUGCCCAGGUGCUGCGAGCAUCGAGUGCAAGGGGCGCGUCUGGAUCGAGCCCGCGCCGGUGGUGCGGAUGGGCUCCGACAUCUCCAUCGGCUGCCAGUCCUGGCUGGGCUGCCCCUCGGCGCAGCUCCUCAUCCUCCUCAACUACAGCCUCGCCGAGGGGACCCCGCUGGCCCUGCCCGGCGGCGCCGUGCGGCUCCGGCUGCGCCGUUUCCAGAUGCCCUUCGCCACCGUCACCUGCUUCUCCCGCUGCGCCCGGAGGGACCGCCUGGUGUGCGGCGCGGAGCUCCGGGCGGGCUACCCUCCGGACCCCCCCGGCAACCUGAGCUGCGCCAUCGCCGAGGGCUCGGAGCGCCUGGAGUGCGGCUGGGAUGGGGGACGGCUCACACACCUGCCCACGCGGAACAGCCUCCACCUGCGCAGGGUGCUGGCACAGGAUGAGGAGGAUGAGGAAGAAAAGGUCUUCCCUGCAGACUCACCUGUGCUGCUGAGAGAGCUGCACAAUGACAGCCACUACUCGGCGUGGGUGCAGGCCAGCAACGCGCUGGGCACUGCCCGCUCGGCCCCUCGGCAUCUCAGCCUGCAGGAGCUCGUGGUCCCCGCUCUGCCCGAGGUCAUCGGCGCCGAGACGACGGAGACGUCGCCUGCCAGCACCACCACGCGCUGGAGGAGCCGGAGCCGGCUGAGGAACGUGCACUGCGAGGAGAGGCACAGAGCCACGGGCACCCCGACGUGGCACGUGGAGCCGUGCGACACGGUGGCACUGGAGGGUCCCAGCUGGCGGCACGAGCUGCAGAGCGACACCGAGUUCGUGUUCCAGGCCAGGUGCCGGCUCGGCACCGCCCACAGCCCCUGGAGCGCCUGGAGCCCCCCCUUCCUGUACCGCACCCCCGAGGCAGCCCCCGCCGCCGCUCCCGCCGUGUGGCGGCGCCUGGGCCCGGCCCUGCCCAACGGCAGCCACGAGGUGACGGUCUUGAUCAAGCCGCUGGCAGCCCGGGAUGCCCGCGGGAGGAUCCUGGGCUACGCCGUGAGCGCCGAGAGCCCCGCGGGAGCGCGGCUGCUGUGCCGCACCGCCGGCACCGAGUGCACGGUGCUGGUGCCGCCGGGAGCCCGCCGCCUCCUCGUCACCGCCCGCAAUUCCAAAGGGGCUUCCAGCCCUGCCAGCAUCCCCCUAAGCCGGGCUGCGGCUCAGGAAGAAUUCCCAGCCCCAGAGGCCGUGGAGGUGAAGGCUGAGCAGCAGAGCAGGUUCCUGGUCCAGUGGCGGCCCCCGCGGCAGAGCCGGAGCCCCCUGCUCUGGUUCAUCCUGGAGUGGGGCUCCAGCUCCCAGCACGGCCAGCAGGAGCAGUACAGCUGGGAGAGAGUGCCACACCAGGAAACACACACCUACAUCCAAGGGCCGGCGGCGGGGGCCCCCCCGCGCGUGUGGCUGUUCGCGGUGUACCCCGGCGGGAUCAGCGCGCCCGGCUCCAGCCCAGCCCCGGCAGAGGAGCCGCUCCUGGGCAGCGCCUACAGCGAGAUGCCUCAGGAUGGUGACAUCAGAGUUUUCCUGGGACUGAGCCUCAGCGUGGUCGGAUUAUCGGUUCUUUUUGCAAUUGUGAUGUUUAAAAAAUCAGUCAGGAAAAGGAUCAAAGCCACCCUUGUGUCCCUCUUGCCAAAGUGGCUGUUUGAAGACUUUCCCCACAUGGAGAACAGCAGCGUGGUGAAGUCACUCCAGGACAAGGCUGAUUUCCCCGGUGACAGCCUCCAGGAGCCGUUCCUGGCCCCCGCUGACCCCGCGGUCACGCAGGUCGAGGAGGUGCCGGCGCAGGAGCGGCACCAGAGCCUGGACACCAAGGCCAGGGCAGAGGUGCCCGGGCCCAGGGAGCUCCCGAGGACCCCCAGCACCCCGGCCCCGGGGCAGCUGGGUGCCUACAAACCCCAGCUCUCCGACGGGAACGCUUUGGGAUACGUCGCUGCUGGAAUCUACCGGGCGCAGCCGCCCGUGGCAGUCCCGCAGCCAGGGGUGGGAAUCUUUUCCCGGGACUACACCAGCCCCGUCCCCCAGCUGUGGGAGCAGCAGGGAGGGACGCCCCAGGUGUGCCUGCUGGAGAAGAUCAACCUCGUGCUCAACAGCAGCCUGGAAUUCCCAGGGCAGGCGGGACACGGCUCCGUCCCGGAGCAGCGCUGGGAGCCGCCCGGCGAUGGCCCCCAGCAGAUGCUGGUCCCCGAGGAGCUGCUGUCCUGCCUGAGAGCCACCAACAGGGAGUCUGUGGAUGCAAAUCCCCACAGAGCAUGGGAGGGCUGUCCUGAGAGGAGCUGGAAUUGGGGAUAAAGCCCUGGAGCAGCGACCGAGGCGGCGCCAGCACCGGCAUUGCCAAUGGAAGAGCCAGAGCAAAACUCCCCAUUGGAAUUUUGCCCUCUUACUCCACUGCAGGUUCUUGUGGCUGCCUGGGAAUCCUGAGCCAGCAAAUCCCAAUUUUAACCUUACCUCACACUGGCAGAAGCAAAAAAGCCCAUAAAGCUUGGAUUCCUGGAAUGCCAAGCAGGAGAUUCCUGCGGGGUGCAAUAACUUCAGUUACUGCUCAGCAUCGUCCUCUUGUUAAAGGUUUGGAGCACUUCAUUCCCAAAGGUUUGGAGCACUUCAUUCCCAAAGGUUUGAAGCAUUUCAUUCCCAAAUGUUUGAAGCAUUUCAUUCCCAAAUGUUUGGAGCACUUCAUUCCCAAAUGUUUGGAGCACUUCAUUCCCAAAGGUUUGAAGCAUUUCAUUCCCAAAUGUUUGAAGCAUUUCAUUCCCAAUGUUUGGAGCAUUUCAUUCCCAAAUGUUUGGAGCACUUCAUUCCCAAAGGUUUGAAGCAUUUCAUUCCCAAAGGUUUGGACCACUUCAUUCCCAAUGUUUGGAGAACUUCAUUCCCAAAGGUUUGAAGCAUUUCAUUCCCAAAGGUUUGGAGCACUUCAUUCCCAAUGUUUGGAGCAUUUCAUUCCCAAAUGUUUGGAGCACUUCAUUUCUGGAGCUACUUGCAGUUCAAAUGGAUAAAAAAAAUCCCUCAGACAUCCUGGCAGAGAAGUGGAAAAUAUUUUGGGAUUGCUCCUGAUGAACAGACCAAGGAGGAUUUAUGAGUCACACGGAAUCUUUUCUGUAUUUCAUUUUCCUCCCAUUCCCAAUAAAAACCCACUCGGGUAAGAACAAACCUCCACCUCCUGCCAGGCUGAUUUAAAAUCCCUCUGAACUGGGUGAGGGAUUUAUCAUGUCACAGUGCUUUGUCACACUCAGCCUCGCUGUGGAAGGGCAGUGUGGCACAGGAAAAUGGGAUUUAUCAGGCACAUGAGCAUGGAUUUGGAUCUUUGGGCACCCAGAAGGUGAAACACAGCAGCCCUGAAACCAUUUCCAGGUGUUCUGAGACUUACAAACUAUUCCCAAAUAUUAUUUUUUUUUUUAAUUUUUCCUAGGCAAUGUGAGCAUUUCUCCAUCGGCUGUUGCACAAAUGGAUUAAUUUUGUGGUUUGUCCUCAAAACUUCCAAACCUCCCCCGUGUGUGCCGUGCUUGCUCCUUCCGUGCCCCCAGGAACCUGUCGCUGUUCCCAGAGGAGCAGUGGCCUGGCAAGGAGGGGAGGAUUCUUCUUGAGAGGCAGAAAAAACCACAGAAAUGUGAGUGUGGCACGGCAGGGAGCCUAAAAUGAAAUUAGAGAGUGCUGCCUGAGCAGGAAGGAAGUUGUACAAGAGCACCACACGACCUCGAGCAGCCCGGGCGUGAGGCGGGGAAGGUUUUUUUCCUUUUAUUUCAGCGUCCACAUCCUGAGACUUUGUGCUGCUCUUUCACCUGAGCUGCCAAACCUCCAGGUGGCAGAUGCUCCUCUGGCCAGCACACAGGGAGCUGCUGGGUGGAUUUCCAGCCCCGGGAGGGAUCCCUGCUGGCAGAGCAGUGGGCAGAGGGGCACAGCUCCAGCUCUGCCAGCAGCGGGGCAGGGAGGGAGAAUUCCCAGCUCCCACCGUGGAUGCACAGCAGAGAGCCACCAGUGCCACGCUCCCACUGAUCCCUGGGGAAAAAGGGAGUAUCUCUGCUAGUAAAGGGAAUAUUUCUGCUAAAGGGAAUAUCUCACAGGUGCCCAGAGAUACUUCCACAUCCCUGGAAGUGUCCCAGGCCAGGCUGGACAGGGCUGGGAACAGCCUGGGACAGUGGGAGGUGUCCCUGCCACGGCAGGGGUGGGAUUGGAUGGGAUUUAAGGUCAAACCCGAACCAUUCUGGGAUUCUGUGAUCCCAAACACCACCCCAGGCUGCUCCAAGCCCCAUCCAGCCUGGCCUGGAACACUUCCAGUGAUGGGGCAUCCCAUGAAUCCGAUCACAAAGUCACUCCCAGCUGAUUUAUUUUAACUUCUCAGGGAUCCCUCCUUCCCUCAAAUAUUACAAACCCCCUCAUUUUCAACACCAGGAUUUUCUAUCCCCUGUUUUAAGCUUGGUUUUACCGUUGGCAGUUGGAUCCAGUGCCAGAGAUCCUCACUUCUUGUUUAUCAGCUCAGGAAUGAAUUCCAUGAUUUUCACUCCCCACAGAGAUGCACCACGGUGCUGUCUCAUCACUACCAAAGUUCUCACCAAAAAAAAGUUGUUUUUUUUUUUAUAUAAGGGGAAGGAGGGAACAAGUUAAAAGAAACAAGAAGUUGGGUGCAGGCAGUUCAGGGGGGCUGGAGAACAGAAGGUGCCACCCACCCCUGCUCUGAGCUCCAGCCCAUCAGAGCAGGGGGCUGAAGGAGCAAGGAGCUCCCACCACCACCAGAGACCAGCCAGAGACUCCCCCGUGGGACUUGUUUACCUCUUCAAAGUCAGCCCGGGGAUUUAACCUGAAUUUAACAGGGAUUUAACCUGAAACGAGACCAAAGAAACAAUAAAUAAAUGUA